AGCAGGUAGCUCACAAGUCGCCAAACUGCACCGCGAGUGCAAUUUUCAAACAACUCUUGAAGAUUGGCCAUGGCCGGCUUUGGGUCUCCCUGCGGCGCCUGCAAGUUUCUCCGGCGGAAGUGCGUGGCCGGCUGCGUCUUCGCCCCCUACUUCCGCGACGAGCAGGGUGCUGCCCACUUCGCCGCCAUCCAUAAGGUCUUUGGGGCUAGCAAUGUCGGCAAGUUGCUCAUGCACCUGCCGUUGCCCGACCGCUUUCAGGCCGCAAUUACGAUCUCCUACGAGGCUCAAGCAAGGCUCCAGAACCCCAUCUAUGGCUGCGUCGCCCAUAUCUUCGCCCUCCAACAACAAAUUCUUAAUCUACAAGCUCAAGUGGCCUCCCUUGAAGCACAGACGUCAAAAGGACUCAAUGCCACUGCCAUCAAUCCCCCUCCUCCUUCUCAUCCUCAUCCACAACAAGUCAACCCCUACAACGCAUUUCAACCUCACCAAAGUCAACACUCAUCUCAUGGCUUCUUCAUCAACCAAACUUUAGGGGUCGCAGAGAUGACUACACCCUCCAUGGAUGUGGAACAUUCCAUGAAUGGAAUUGACCCCGACUUCGAAAUGAUUGGUGAGGAUUUACUGUGCCCUUUUGGAAAUGAGGACUUCAAUUGCUUGGAUAUCCAAGACAGCUUUUGGAAGUCAACUUACCAAGGAAUGGAGGAGAGGCUCAAUUUCUAAGGGCUCGCUAAGAUAAAUUACAGGGGAUUGUCAUUUAUUUCAUGCUUAUUUUGAAGGCAUGGGAUAAAAUUACUGUAGUGAAAUAGGAUGUGAAAUAGUUAAUGCAUUAUAAAUAUGAUUUAAAAAGAAGAAUAUACAAAAAGG
Molecule: messenger RNA, 864 nt
Organism: Zingiber officinale
Lineage: Eukaryota; Viridiplantae; Streptophyta; Magnoliopsida; Zingiberales; Zingiberaceae
Product: LOB domain-containing protein CRL1-like
Exons: 2
Coding region: 70-720 (216 amino acids)
Biological process (GO): positive regulation of DNA-templated transcription; hormone-mediated signaling pathway
Cellular component (GO): nucleus
Source: RefSeq, a predicted model, not a curated record